AUCUCUGAUCAUGACGUAUGCGGAAGUAAAUCGAUGUUUACGAAGACGAAAGCUGUGAAACUUAACUUGUUUCGUUUGAAAGUAGUGUUGGAAUGGUUUCAUUGAUGUUUUAGAGCUGUUACAUUAAGAUGGAGGGAUCUAAAGGGACCGUUAACGGCCAACACCAGAACCUUGAAGAUUUUGCAAAAUGUUUAGUCGAACUUUCCCAGGGAAUCACUCAAGAACAUCGCAAUCUAUUAGCAAAGGAAGACGAGUACAAGCGAACCAUAGCAGCCUUACAAGAAGAGAAACGUGUUCUCACAAUAACAGUGGAGCGUCUGACUGAAAAAAAUGAACAAAAGUGCAGUACAUCUGAAACUGACCAAGAAAGGAAAUGCCUUCGUACAGCUGAACUUGAAGAAGAAUUAGAGGUGUGUAAGUUUCACUUACAAAAUGGCACAAGACAAAUUCAACAACUACAGUUGAAAGAAAAGGAGCUUCAAGAAAGAGUUAAAGAGUUAGAAACUAAUCUGGAGAAGAAACACAAUGAGUUUAUGGUACUGAACUCUGAAAAAGAUGAACGUUUGCAUACCAUGAAUAACGAGAAUAAUGAUCAUUUGAAGCGAUUACGGGAACUCACCAAUUUAAAAAUUACUGCAGACAAGGAAAUCACACGCCUGAAAGAAAGAGUACGAGAACUGGAGACGACUAAAUUACAGCGAGCAGAAGAGUGUGAAGAGGAGCAACAAAAGACGCGAACAGAGCUGGCGUGUAAUCGCCAGGAACUGGAGGACACGAAAACAAGGUUAAGCAAGUUGCUGGGUCAGAGGCUGACGGACGCCAACCCAAACAUCGCGGACCUGAGUGACCAGAACCGGCCUACGAAGUUGGCGGAGCGUUACUCAGAGCUAUAUGAUAACCAGUGGACAGAGGCCUUCGAGACGUUAGAUAGGAUGUACUGUGAUGAACAACAGUCCAUAUCACACCUGUUUAAUAUACUGAAGAUUACUUUGGAGUUUUGCCAACAUGAAGCAAAGUCCCAGAUGGGUUUACUGAAGAGGGCGCUUGUUUUAGAUGACGACAGAAAGGCAGACAGAGCUUUGUCACUGGUCCAGAAGCAACUAAAGGAUUGCAGAAAGACUUUUGCCAAGGAAUCCGGAACUUCUUUGUUUACGAAAUUCAAAAUGAAACUUCAUCAAUCGAACUCAACAGUCGAACAGAAUGCUUUAGCUGUGGAUAGUUUCCUGAAAGAGUGUUUCACUUUAUGCUGGCUGAUGUGUGUACAGGAUCCUCCUGUUGUGUUUGGUCCGUUCCCCAGACGGGGAGAUCGAUUUGAGACCGAUGCAUACAAGGCAUACACAAGCAGCGGUCCUUUUGUGGACUUUGUUGUUUGGCCUGCCCUGUAUUUGCAUGAAGAUGGUCCAGUUUUGUGCAAAGGGAUCGCUCAAGGCUUAAAACGUAAUGGAUUUGAUGGUCGAAGGACACAAGAUAACGAAGUCCACACCUCAGAGCAAGUAAGCGAACAAAACAUGCUUCCAGAGGUUGAAGUAGGAGAAUUUAAAGUUGUAGGCGGAAAUGCAUCUACAAAGGCCAACGACCAAAGUACAGCAGUAACAGCGGCUGAUGUACAGCGAUUCUUUCAGCUUAUGGGGCGAUACAAUAACGAUAAAUCGAAAAUAAUAAGUGAACUCGGGGAGAACAAAUACCGGGCGUGUUAUGAUCACAUUACAUCAAAUUUCGGUACAACCGGUUUGCCUCCUAUAUGAGGAAUUACAUUUCCAAUAGAAUAGAUCUAGACCUGUGAUGAAUUCAUAUUAAUACAACAAAAAUAUAUGUACACCCUUGAAAGAGGUUUGGUUAAAGAUGAUUAUUCGACAAAGCAACAGUAUACGGUGAUUGAACGUUUGGAAAAUUACACCAACUUAUCAAUAAGUGGAAGGAACAUCACGUAAUAAAGGUGAAUCAAAUACUUAAGGUGGCAUCAGUUAAGUGCAUUAAAAGUCGUGUGUAAAUAAAACAUUUCGAUGAAAUUGUUAUUUAAAUUGUUAAAGUGCAUGUCGUUGUAUAACUCUUCAAAGAACAUCAAAAAGGCUUAACUACUAACUAGUAAUGGUGUUGUUAGACAAAACAAGUCGUAUUUACUUUAGCGCCAUUAUUUUACCCUUUUCUUUAUGAUUUAUAAAGGAGACACCAAACUUCAGUGUUCCAUAUGUCUAUAUUAGACAGUGCAUCAUGGGUGUUACAACAAGAUACCAGCGUACUGAUCUUUUUUUAAGUCAACACGCCUUACAUUUGUAACAUGUAACGCGAUCGCCAUAUGACAGAAAGGAUCAGAAAGAGAAGCUGACUGACAUUUGCAUAUGACUGCAUACUAACAGAUCGAAGUAUUACCCAUGGACAUUAUGAACUGUUGACAUUGUGAAAACAAUUUGGAAAGUAUUUUACUGUAUUUGUAAGCAGGGACGCAUUUGUUUCAUAAUAGUGGAAUUAACUGUACAAAUAUAAAUAAACAAGAUAUGUCACAGAAACGAGACAAAUGCCCCCGGGUGACCGCGUUCGAUAGAUAGCCAUUGGUAUUUAGGCCUGCAUGUACAGAUAGCCUUCAGCAUCUACCAUAUUUCCAUGGUGACAUAUCCUACCUUCCCAUGUAGUUUGUUAAUAUUUAGAAGUCGAGAGCGGGUCAUUUUUGUACUUAUAAAAAGUAUGUGUAAAAUGUCAACUUGAACUUAAACUUUAAACGAAAGCCAACAAGCGUGUGCCAUUUUUGUUCUU
Messenger RNA from Mya arenaria, 2751 nucleotides. Its product is annotated as myosin-9-like. Gene Ontology annotation, biological process: mitochondrial protein catabolic process; mitophagy by internal vacuole formation. Lineage: Eukaryota; Metazoa; Mollusca; Bivalvia; Myida; Myidae. The record is from RefSeq and is a predicted model, not a curated record. Gene Ontology annotation, cellular component: mitochondrial outer membrane. The transcript is spliced from 8 exons. Bases 129 to 1745 code for a protein of 538 amino acids.